Molecule: messenger RNA, 5373 nt
Organism: Plasmodium knowlesi strain H
Lineage: Eukaryota; Apicomplexa; Aconoidasida; Haemosporida; Plasmodiidae
Product: conserved Plasmodium protein, unknown function
Exons: 1
Coding region: 1-5373 (1790 amino acids)
Source: RefSeq, a predicted model, not a curated record
AUGGCUGGUGAUGAAAACCCGAAGGAACAAAAUUUAGUGUUCGAUACCAAAAACAGCAUAAAUCACCUGACCGGGAAUGAAUUCUAUUUCUACUCUAACGACGAUGCUGGGAUGUAUAAAAAAAGGAUGCCCUGUGCAUUCUCAAUUCGGGAUCCAAGCAUCAGUGAGCGUGAUAAAUUACCUCUCAUAACGACGAAUGAUAGAAAGGUAAAGGAGGAUAAAGUGAAAAACUUAAUGAAAAACGAGAAAGAAGCAGAAAGCAGCAAACCACAGAGAGAUAUCAAAAAAAAAAAAAAAAUGGGCGAGACAAAUGAUUAUUUCUACGCUGACAAUAUAAAAAGGAAACACACAUAUGAGGAAAGAGAAAAAUUUGUUUUUGAACAGGAAGUAGACAAAGUACAUGAUGUGUACAAUGUGGAAGAAAUAAUGAAAAUUAUAAACAAAUUAAAUUCUAUAAGGAAAGAAAUCGAAACGGUCAUAUACACAAAGUUAGAAACAAAAUACGUAGAAUUUCUCACCAUGUCCAACAAGAUUAAAGAAAUUGAAGAGUCCAUAUCAAAUAUUAAAAAUUCAGUGGCAGAAAAUACUAGCGAGUUGAAAUUCCUGCAGGACAAGAAAUAUAAAGAAAGUAUAAACAUAGUUAAUCUUGUGAAGAGAAAGAAAAAAUUACAGAAAAUAAACUUAACAAUUUUAACCAUAUAUAUUAUCCACAUAUAUGAAAAAUUAAUUUUUAAAAAUAUCUUAAGGAAAGAUUAUGUGUAUGCAUCCCUAACGUACUUCGAGCUAGCCAAAUUUUUGAAUACACAUGGAAAAUUUCUCGAUCACCUUAACUGUGUGAACUAUUUGAAGGAGAAAAAUUUGGUAGAUUAUUUCAACAGAUUGAAGCAAAAAAAUCAGACAAAUUUUGUCGAAUUCUUAUUUGCAAAUAAUGCGAAUAAAAAUUUACAAGCACAGUUAGAAAAGUCCUUCAAAAUUUAUUUCUUCCUUUUUAAAAAAAAAACCUCCAAUUUUAUCGAAAAUUUGCUAGCCUAUGUCUAUCAAUGCUUUCGCAAGAUUUCAAAGCAGGUUAUUUUUUCCUUCGUAAUUGUUAGCAAAAAGGGCGGUGGGAGCAGAGGUACCCAAAGGGAAGGAAAACAAAAAGGAAGUCACCGAGAUCCUCCCGAAGAACAAGUACAGAAUAAUAAUAAUAAAUACGUUAAAAGGGAAGAAAUGAAUAACACUACCAUACAGUACCUUGAAGAAGAAAAAAAAUUAUUUUCCUCAGAAGACAAAGAAGAAAUAGCCCAACAUUGUCAAUUAAAAAAGAAUGAUUCGCACAAAGAGGGGAUUAAUAAUACUCCUCCACUCUACCACACAAAUGUACAUCAAAUUUUGAAUGAAAAAAUCCCCGACCACGAAAAAAAUUUCCCACACAGUGGACACCCUAACCAUAACGAAGGAACAACCCAGGAUCUCCCACAUAGUACGGGUAAUGUAAAGGAUGUUAUAAGCCCAGCAUACCAAAAUGCAGAGGAGUUAAAAAUGGGAAGUAAUCAAAACGCACAUAAUAACUCCCCUUCAAAUGAGAAUAGCCCAAUGGACAAACUCCAAAUUGAUAUAAACCAGCUUCAGGAAGAAGAGAAUUUUUUGUUUAUUCCGCUAAAUGAAUUGGUACAAAAAUUAAACGAAAAGAGCUGCCUCCUUUCGCUAGUUAAAAUAUACGAAAUUGUCUUUGAUGUCUUGAAUAGGUAUGACUCCCUCAUCAUUUAUUUAUUAAAUUAUCCAAGAAAUGAACCAUCUAGGGGCGAUGUUAAAGGGACAAGGAUGGGUACCAUCUCAUUUAAUGAUAACAAUAAAAACGAAAUAAUAUGUGCCGCGGGCGAUUUUUCUAGCCAUAACACCGAUGGGGUAGGUGGCACCCCUGGAAGAUAUUACCCUGAUCAAACUAAAAAUCCACAAAACGACCAUUCUGAGGAUAACGAAUUAGUGAAAGGCGACUCCGCUUUAGAGAAUGAACACUCCUUGGACCAUGUCAACUGGGAAGGAAAUUCCCUCCAAGGAGGAAAACACCCUGAUAACUUCAGCUUCUAUGACCUGUUCAACCAAUAUAAGAGCGAAAAACGCUUUCCUUCUUUCUCAAAAUUUUAUCAUAUGAUCAAUGGCAAUAGUUCUUCACCCGAAAUAACUGAUUUUGUAAAAAACGUCGACAUUGAAAAUUGCCCCUUUGUAGAAUAUUCGCAAAAAAUUAAAGAAAAAAUUGAAUCAUAUUUGAAAGAUAGGAGCAUACAUUAUGACCGUUCCCAGGCUUUCCUGUAUUUUGCACUGGACAAUGCGAAUAAACUGAUAAGUGCCAAAAAUAAGUUCCUAAGGAAUAUAGAAAAAGCGCUGAAAACGAUUAUCGAACAUAUGAAAUUUGAGAACUUUGAUUUUCAUUACAUAUUACGGUUUUCAGUAGUCACCAUUAUGUUCUGCCUGAAUUCGUUUCUCUUCGAGAGGAACUCAUCUAACGGUCGCAUCUACCAUUUGGUGGUAAAAAACCAGCGUGUAAUUUUUCCAAAAGAAGUGCACCACGCAAAGGAGGUUCAAGAAGAGGAAGUAACGCAGAGCCAAACGGAAGGACAACAAAAUGGAAAAAAUCCAAUAAUGCGCAACGAAGAGCAAAGCCACGAUAAUCCUCGGAAACGCCACAAUACACACAUCCAAACAGAACAGCGAAAACUUAUUAACAAAAAUGAAGGGGAGCUUAUAACCAAUCUAGAUGCGCAUCAACUGGGAAGUAAAAUGGAAUGCAAAGAAUUUGACAAAAUUGAGAAGGCACAAAAUAGACAAAAUAUCACAGAAGAAGCACACCCAUGCCCAGCUCAUAUUGUCGAUAACGGAACGAGCGAGAAGAGUCAAUCGGAAACGCAGAAUUACCAAACAGAUGUGGAACAAAUAUGCAGGGAAUAUUUUCUGAAUGAAUGUGUACCAUUCCGAUUUGAAGAAGAAGAGAAACGAACCAAAUUCUUCUACGAUUUGCUUAAAAGUAGUCUCAUUUUUCAAGAAAUGGAAAAAAAAAUUAAAAAUAAUUUCCUCCAUUUUUUUUACCUUAAUGGGAAAAAAUUAAAUGAGACCAUAAAUAAAGACAACUGGGUUCGCAUACCUGCAAGGAUAAAUCAAUGCAUCUUUAAGAAGAAAUUCUAUUUUUUUCAUGUUAUAUCGUUAUAUAAGAAAAUGUUUUACGAUUUUCUGAAUGUUCCCUUUUCGGAAAAUCCCUUAAUCAGUUUUAACUUCAAGAAGCUAGAAGAGAAUUUGUCUUCCCAUACGGACUUACCCCCCGAUUAUACGAACACGCACAGACAUGAAAAUUGGGUCUCAUCUAAAUUGAGUAAUCAUGCGAAGAAUGACACCAGUUGGAGUAAAUCCACCACCCUCUAUAAUGAUCCAUUUGAAGUGAAAGAAAAAACGAAUAAUCGUGACUCAGACGAAAUGAGAGAAGAGGCCUACCUGAACAAUGCAAACAAAAUGAUGAACAAGGUGGAAAAUUUCUACAUUAUUAACUUUGACAUGGUUUUAUCAAAAAGUAGCAGCAUGCUCAUCUGCGUUCUGCAGAAUUAUUUAAUGCUGGAAGAACUUCUACCUAAUUUGAAGGAGGAAAUAAAACAGUACAUGUUAAAAGUAAUCGAUUUUUACAUGUACAUAUUAUGCUGCUAUUUUAUGAAAAGGGAUACCUUGGAAGAACUUCUUAUUGACUUAAAAAAGUGCAACGACAGGUUAGGCAUAAACAACUUAUUUUUUAUUAUAAAGAAACAAGAAAAGUACAAACAUUUAUACAACUUUUUAAUUUUUUAUACGGAAGAAAUUAGAAAUAAUUCGCAUAAUUAUCACUUUUUGGAUGACCAUAAAAAUUCCCAUCACCCUAUCCAAAAUAAAUACAACGUAACAAAUUGUACCAAUGUGACGGAUGGCUUCUGUCCACCUUUCAGCUUAAAUAACUUUUGCAAAAUUUACAGUUCCACGUGUCACUACGCCAUUUCGGAAAAAAUAAUUUCCAUCGAGUCUUUGUACUGCUUGCUUAGCAAAUUGAAAGAAGAAACAAUGCAAUCGGGAAAGGUUCUAGCGGAAGAAAAAACGGUACAAGUGGGAGUAUUCAGCGGGUGCAGUCAUCUGCCAAAUGGAAAACCCAAUCAGACAAAGAAUAACCAACGCAGCAAUACUAUGAGUAACCAUGGUAGCGACGCGGAAUGGGCUUCCCUUCGGUCCUUCUUGGAACAGAAAUUGCACAUCGUGGAUGAACUGCGAAUUUUAGCUUAUUGCGAUUCACUGUAUGAUCUUGUAGACAGCAGUAACUACAUCAGUGAAGUUGUGAAGUUAGUUAACGACGCGUGUAGUGAGCUCGGAGGGGGGAGGAAUGCAAAGAACGAUAACAACAUUGGAACAAAGAAAGAUUUACAGACAAAUUUACGAACAAAUUUCCAAAUGCAUAUGAACCAGUUCAUGAAUUUGUAUAUUAACAUACUGAAUGACGCGAAACGAAAAUUAACGUUCUGCUGCGACGGAGUCGUAUCUGUUGUAGUUCACUACUUACUAUGGAAUUUAAUAAACUACAUUUUUAACCUAAAUAACAUAGAAAUUAUCCACCAGAUUAGGAGUGAAGUGCUACCAGUAGUAGCCCCCUGUAAUAGAAAAAACGCAGCAGAAAAUCUAUCUGCCUCAAAAAGUAGCAGCCAAGGGAAGACAAAUCAGCGUGUUCCUAUCCCAGGUGUUAUCCCCAAAGGGAGAGAAGAAUUUAUGGUAAAUAAGAACAAGGAAGCCAAAGUUUUAUCCCGUCGGAAAGAUAUAAAAUUAGCGGGAACCAACCUCAUCAGUAAUAAUAAAUCGGAUAUACGCGGAGAAAAUACACAAAAGAAAAGUGAUUAUUCUACCAACAGCAACAACAGUGGCAACACUCUUGGGGAUACACCUCAGAACGUAAUAAACACCCUAAAAAAUUUCUUUAGCAGAAUUUCAGAGUCUAUAAAUCAUCAUAUAACCACUUUGGAAAGAGAAGUAGAGGAAUACAUAUCUCAAAGCGAGAGUGACAAAAAUCCCAUCUAUGAUAUACGCAAUUCUGUCUACAUGAAUCUAUACAGAGAGCUAAAAAAUGUGCACUCGAAAAGACACAGAUUUUACUAUAUUUUUCUCGCAAAAGGGGUAAAUUAUUAUGAUCAAUAUGUAGAUCUCCAUUUGUGUAAUUUGCCUAAGCUCGACAAAUUGGUUAAAUGUGCAAAUGCAGACUUCUUCCAGUAUAAGCAUGUGCAUUCCGUCAUUUUAAAGUACCACUACUCUAAGCUGGUAUCUGAGAGCUACGUUAAUCAGUACGAAAUGAGCAUCUUGAAAGAAAUACAAACCAAAAUAAAAUCACGCAUUGUGUGA